Molecule: messenger RNA, 1143 nt
Organism: Letharia columbiana
Lineage: Eukaryota; Fungi; Ascomycota; Lecanoromycetes; Lecanorales; Parmeliaceae
Exons: 3
Coding region: 1-1143 (380 amino acids)
Biological process (GO): cellular response to L-arginine; regulation of intracellular signal transduction
Cellular component (GO): cytosol
Source: RefSeq, a predicted model, not a curated record
AUGGAGCAGUCAAGCCUUCUGAUGUCGGCCAGAGUCCACUUUCUUGAAGUACAGCUUAGCCUCGUCCAUAUCCCUUUGGAGCAGUAUCAGCAUUACUUGCCUUCAGUCCUUCAGCUGCUGUUCCCUUCGGUCGCGGGUCCUAACGAGGAUGUACGCAACAGUGGAUCCUGGGCAAACAGUCAUGCUUUCUUGAACGUCUCUGUCACCUCCAUUGAAUGCUCCAUCGUCUGCGAAAAGGAUGUGGCCGAAGACCUGUUCAGACCAGCAAUAGAUCGGGCCUUAUCGUCACCCGGCGCCGAUGGUGAUCAGUAUGCUUCCAUCUCUGCGGAAGAUUUCGUUGUAAUCUCCGUAGAAGGAGCUGGCAUGGAGGCUGGGCAGAGAGUGUUAGAAUUGACAAGUCCUCUCGCUCUCGCUGGAAUUUCGCUAUUCUUCAUCACCACGUAUUAUUCCGACUUUAUCCUCGUCCCUGCAAAAGCCAAAAGCCAGGUCGUCCGUGCCCUGGAAAACCGUGGUUUUGCAUUCGAGAAGUCUUCAGAGUCGUAUGUCAACUCAUCUGCCCACCACCGGAACGCGUCCUCGAGCUCGUCCUUGAGCUCCGGAUUACCUUCGACUCCACCGCCUACCAACAUGACAGAGCUUCAGGCUCGCACCUUUGGAUUGCUCAAUCGCCACUCGAUCGUUCCAAUGGUACACUCUGAAAUCCGCCUUGUCCAAUGUGGAGGCCGAAACACCAACCCAGAGACAUUUGUGGCCGACGAACUAGCCCUUCAACACGGACUUACUAGGUGUCUCAUUCACCAGCCCAAAUUCGCGAGUGUGACCCUAACCAGAGAUGAAUCCGCUGGACUUCUUUUAGAGAAGCGACUUCUCCCUAAUUUUGACCUGCCGGGCUCUGAUAAUGUCUUACUCGGUGCUAGGGAAGACUAUCUCAUCCCAAUUGUCCUGAACCUGGAAUCGUUGCCAAUUGAAGCAAGUGGUAUCGUCUGUGGGGUUGCUGGGAGACUUGUGGACGGGCCCCUCCACCCGAUUGAGAUGACUUACCUUUCUACUGCCAAAGCUGGGACUGUUAUGGUGGACGAGUGUGACCUUGAUAGCGCAAUGCAGGCACUGAGGCUCGGCGUGAAUGGCGAAAUUCAGCCGUGA